UGGAAUUCAACGCAACAGAUAGUUACCCCCUUCUUCCGCAUUGUCAUCCAAUCAGUAAAGCCGAAGGACCGGAAGUUUUGAAAGAAUCGCGCACGCGGGAAAUUAUAGUUCGCCGCAGUAGUACAACAGGAGGUCUGUGUUAUAUAAACAGUAUGAAGGUGGUAACGUGUGAGAUUGCAUGGCACAACAAGGAGCCAGUCUACAGUCUGGACUUCCAGCACAGCUCGGAUGGACGCAUCCAUCGGCUGGCAACAGCUGGAGUUGACACCACAGUCAGAGUGUGGCGUGUAGACACGGGCCCUGACGGGAAGGCAGUGGUGGAGUUUCUGUCUAAUCUGGCUCGACACACUAAGGCUGUCAAUGUAGUGCGCUUCAGCCCUAAUGGAGAGCUGCUUGCCUCAGGAGGAGAUGAUGCAGCAAUUCUGCUGUGGAAGCUCAACGACUCCAAGGAGCCUGAGCAGGCCCCCAUGUUCCAGGAGGAUGAAGAUGCUCAGCUCAACAAGGAGAGCUGGUCUGUGGUCAAGACACUCAGGGGACACAUUGAGGAUGUGUAUGACAUCUGCUGGACACGGGAUGGAAACUUCAUGGUGUCUGGGUCUGUUGACAACACCGCUGUUAUGUGGGACAUCAACAAAGGACAGAAGCUGUGUAUCCUGAAUGAUCAUAAGAGCUACGUGCAGGGGGUGACCUGGGAUCCUCUGGGCCAAUAUGUAGCAACUCUCAGCUGUGACAGAGUGAUGCGUGUGUACAGUACUCACACCAAGAAGAAGGCUUUCUGUGUUAGUAAAAUGAGCUCUGGGCCACUCCCAGAAGGAGAGGUCAAGCAGUACAGAAUGUUCCACGACGACAGUAUGAGGUCAUUUUUCCGACGUCUUUCAUUCACACCAGAUGGGUCUUUCCUGCUUGCCCCAGCUGGGUGUGUGGAGAUUGGAGAAAACAUUAUAAACACCACCUACAUCUUUUCCAGGAAGAGCCUCAAGAGGCCCAUUGCUCACUUACCAUGUCCAAGUAAAGCCACACUGGCUGUGCGCUGCUGCCCUGUCUACUUUGAACUGAGGACCAAGAAGGGAGAAGAUGGCUCUGUUGAACCUCUUCCAAAUGUUUUCCAGUUGCCGUACCGUAUGGUGUUUGCUGUGGCAUCUGAGGACUCCAUCUUUUUGUAUGACACACAGCAGACCCUGCCUUUUGGCCUGGUGUCCAAUGUCCACUAUCACACGCUCAGUGACCUUACAUGGUCUCGCGAUGGUUCCUUCCUGGCUGUGUCCUCCACAGAUGGCUACUGCUCCUUCCUCUCUUUCUCUCCAGGGGAGCUGGGCACACCACUAAAGGAGCCCCCAACCCUGGAAGUUUUUGCCCCAAACAGUGGUGUAGAGAAAAAGGGCAAGAAAGCUAAGACCUCUUCUCCCAUGACCCAGUCACCGAGCUCGGCCCCGACUCCCAUGUCCCAAACCGGCCUCUGCAAAGAUGCCCCCUCUGUCACCCCCCCUGAGGAGAAGAAGAGCACUCCCAGUGCCAAGUCUAAACCCCAGCCCCGUAGGAUCACCCUCAACACCUUGGAGGGCUGGGGGAAGCCCUCAACCCCCAAAGCCUCAGCUCCUUCAGCACCUCAAACCCCUACAUCUGCAAGCACAAGUGCACCUUCAACUCCACAGCCCCCUGCAGCCCCUCUCACGCCGACCAGCUCCUCUAAAAAACAGACACGCAUUACCCCGCUCACUCCAUCCACCCCUAAAGUCCUCAACAGUGCCAAUACUGCUGGACCCACCACCCCGAAGGGUACGACCACCCCGAAGUGUACGACCACCCCUAAGGGGCCCACCCCAAGGAGAGUAUCUCUGACUCCUGUUGGAGUCCGAUCUCCAGCUGUUGGUUCACUCUUCUGCACUCCCUCUUCCACUGAGAAGGCCAAACAUGAGCGUCCCUCUCCUCCCACCGAUCCAGUGUGCCAGCCUCCAGAGUCCAAACGGCCCAAGACCAGCAAGGCCUCUGCAAAGACCAAAGGCGCGAAGGCUUAGUGUUAACGUUGUGGUGCUGUGAUAUCAGAUGAAGUACAUACAGCACAGGGUGACUGUUGAGGAAGCCCCAGUCCAAACCUUCGCGGUUGCCCAUAGAUGUAAAACAACAGUGCAAUAGCACUGUGUUUUGCAUUGAUAUAUGUUUGUUCUUAAACUAGAUGAAGCUGAAACCUCAGUUAUACAACAAACUGUAUUGCGGUAAGUGUCCUUUAGUGGUGUGUGUUUUUCUAUCGUACAGUAAACAUGUAUUGAGUCAAUUGUAUUAUAUUUGAUUUGUUUGACAUCCAGGUGCUGAUGUGCUGUUGUAAAAAAAAGUAAAGUUUCUCAUUUAUUCUUAAAAAAUGUUUUGAUGUAAAACAAAAAAUCCUUCUCUAAAAAAUAUCUGAGAAACAAAGCCAAGUGCUUCAAGGUUUAGUGCCUUGUGAGAACUUCAUAUACAACUUGGAGACUGAACCUGAAGACUGUUGAGUAGAAAAACUCAACAUUGUCAAGCAUUUAAAGGUCUUUUCUUAUUGUCUAAUAAAAGAUUUUUCAUAUAAGGAU
Molecule: messenger RNA, 2558 nt
Organism: Acanthopagrus latus (yellowfin seabream)
Lineage: Eukaryota; Metazoa; Chordata; Actinopteri; Spariformes; Sparidae
Gene: chaf1b
Product: chromatin assembly factor 1, subunit B
Exons: 14
Coding region: 153-2015 (620 amino acids)
Biological process (GO): DNA replication-dependent chromatin assembly; nucleosome assembly
Cellular component (GO): nucleus; CAF-1 complex
Molecular function (GO): protein binding
Source: RefSeq, a predicted model, not a curated record